This is a messenger RNA of Melanotaenia boesemani (Boeseman's rainbowfish), 1045 nucleotides long. It is a transcript of the gene mthfs, whose product is annotated as 5,10-methenyltetrahydrofolate synthetase (5-formyltetrahydrofolate cyclo-ligase). NCBI's taxonomy places the organism in Eukaryota, Metazoa, Chordata, Actinopteri, Atheriniformes, Melanotaeniidae. The transcript has 3 exons. Gene Ontology annotation, biological process: folic acid-containing compound biosynthetic process; tetrahydrofolate interconversion. Gene Ontology annotation, molecular function: 5-formyltetrahydrofolate cyclo-ligase activity. Bases 234 to 836 code for a protein of 200 amino acids. Gene Ontology annotation, cellular component: mitochondrion. The record is from RefSeq and is a predicted model, not a curated record.
GUGCUGCAAUUAGCGGCAGGAGGACUGUGUUCUCCUUUCACUGUCAAAAAAAAACAAAACAAAAAAAAAAACAAAACAAGUUGGUGUCAUGAUGUUGAACUUUUCCCAAACAGUAUUUGUUUAGCGUUAAUAUUUAACUGAAAAAGAACGACAGACACUGAUAUUUCUUCCACACGCCCUGUCACAAACACGUGGUGAAGUAUUUUCCGAGCGUCAGUGAAGGCAGCAGCAGCAUGGCGGCUGUGAAAGCAGCGAAACAAGCUCUGAGGAGACAGAUCAAAGCCCGCGUGGCUACGCUGAGCGUGGAGGAGAAGAGGAGACAGUCCUUGGUAGUUUCAGAGAAGCUGUUCAGAAACCCCAGGUAUGCGUCAUCAAAGCGGAUCGCGGUGUUUCUCAGCAUGGAUGAUGAAGUGUGCACACAGGAGAUCAUCAAAGAUGUGUUCAGAUGGGGAAAAAGCUGCUUUAUCCCCAGAUAUGAGCUUAACAGCUCCCACAUGGACAUGUUGAAGCUUAACAGUCUGCAGGACAUGGAAACGCUGCCUCUGACGUCCUGGAACAUCCGACAGCCAGCUGAGGAUGACCACAGCCGAGAGGAAGCACUGGCCUCAGGAGGCCUGGACCUGAUCUUGAUGCCGGGUCUGGGCUUUGACCAGUCUGGGAGACGUCUGGGACGAGGGAAGGGAUUCUACGAUACGUACCUGCAGCGCUGCAGCAGACAGGGCGGAGGGAAACCUUACACCAUCGCCUUGGCCUUCAGAGAGCAGAUCUGUCAGGAAAUCCCAGUCGACGGCAAUGACGUGCUGAUAGAUGAAGUCCUCUAUGAGGAUCUCCAGUAACCAGCUAGUUACAGCUUGUUACCAGCUAUUUACUCAACAAUGCCACAGCUAACUAAUGUUUAAUAACUAUAAUAAAUAUACUAACUAAAAGAAGGAGAUGAAGUCACUGGUCUGCAGCCGUCAAAGUGACUUCCUUCCUGGGACCAGUUUAAAUCUUCACUGCUGAAUAUUGAUGAUAUUUUAUUAAUAAAAAAUAUUAUUAACUCUGA